AUGCUCGACCUGCCCUCGCUCUACUUUGGCGCCUUUGUCGGCGUCUUCGCCUUUACCCUCGUCGAGAUUUGCGCCCAGACGCGGCGCAUCGUGCAGCGCGCCCGCGCCUGGGGCUGGGCGAAUGGCUACCUCUACAUGAUUUGGUCCGAGGGCCUCGUCAACCUCGUCCUCGCCGUCAUCACCAUCCUGCACUUCAACGACCGCAUACCCGGCACCCUCGCCUUUUACUUUGGCACCGUCACCAUGUGGGCGCUGCAGACGCAGGUCCUCUCGCAAAUCAUUGCCAACCGCGUCUGCCUCAUCAUGGUCAGCCGCCAGCGCGCCACAUGGAUGCGCUGGGGGCUCUUCGCCCUCAUCCUCGGCGUCAACGUUGGUGUCUACGUAAUAUGGAUCCCGGCCUACCUGCCCAACGCCGGACCAGCCCGGAAGCGGCUCAAUGACAUUUUUGAAAAGUUUGAAAAGAGCUUCUUUUUGGUCGUCGAUCUCGGCCUCAAUGCCUUUUUCCUGUACCUGGUCCGAUUCCGCUUAAUCGCCGGCGGCCUGCCAAAGUACUGGGCUCUGUUCAAGAUGAACCUGGUCCUCAUUGUGGUUUCGACAGCCAUGGAUGCCGCCUUACUAGGGAUGCUAAGUCUAUCCGACCCUUAUGUGUAUGUGGCAUUGGCGUCCCGUAACAUGGCCAUUGGCAAUGCUGAUUCUCCUUACAGAUACGUGCAGUUUGCACCACUCGCUUACACUAUCAAGCUUUACAUUGAACUCGUCAUGACCUCCCUCAUCGCCAAGGUGGUGAGCAGCGAGGGAGCGCCCGGCCAGGUCGCCAGCAUCUCCGGGUACCCGUCCUUCCAGCCGCCGCUGCCCAUGGGCCACGCCGACAAGUACGGCAGCACCAAGAGCAUCUUUGGCGACAAGAGCAUCUUUGAGGGCGCCAGCUUCGCGCCGCCGGCCUCCAAGUUUGACGCGCAGUCGGUCCGCAGCGCCACGCUGUCGUACCACACCGACAUUGAGGGCCGCUACGAGGUGGCCGGCGACGAGGGCUACCUCGAGCCGGUGCCCGAGACGAGCAUCAUCAAGACGGUGACGACGACGGUCGUGUCGGAGGACAAGAACAAGCAGCCGGUCAAGAGCGUCGCCGGCAGCGUCCGCAGCCACAAGAGCCGCCUGCGGGCUGGCGCGUACGACGACUGGAUCAACGAGGAACCUGUGCCGCCCAUACCGGAGAGGCAAAAGUCCGUCUCGACAACGAGGAGCAAGUCGAGGAGAAAGCGGCACCCGCUGACGUCGAGGUUCAACCAGAGGCAGCGCUAA
This is a messenger RNA of Cordyceps militaris CM01, 1302 nucleotides long. RefSeq lists its product as uncharacterized. The transcript has a single exon. Lineage: Eukaryota; Fungi; Ascomycota; Sordariomycetes; Hypocreales; Cordycipitaceae. The record is from RefSeq and is a predicted model, not a curated record. Bases 1 to 1302 code for a protein of 433 amino acids.